AAAACAAGAAAUUAAAUGUAUGUGAAAGGCAGUCGGCAGCCGGUUCGGCUCAGAUCUGCCGGACUAUAUGAUCGGACUAAAGCCCUGAUCACACUGGGGGCCCUGAUUACACUGGGGAGGGAGGGGGAGUGUGACGUCAGGGGCCGGAAGUGUCGGAGACAGAAAGCUGCUCCACCUCCGCCAGAGUCGGGCGUGUUUUUAAAAAACUCACCGAGGGGGAGAAGGAAGAGUCGGAGACGGGAGGAAAAAUACGGUGACGGGGAGCUCCGUGGUGCGAUCGGCAGUGGCACCAUGCAUUACUACCGCUACAAGGCAGCUGAGGUCAGCUGCUUCUACAAGUACUUGAUGUUUAGCUACAAUGUGGUCUUCUGGUUGGCUGGGGUGGCGUUCAUCGCUAUCGGCAUUUGGGCUUGGAGCGAGAAGGGGGUGCUGCUGGACCUAACCCAGGUCACCCGAAUGCAUGGCUUUGACCCUGUGUGGCUGGUGCUUCUAGUGGGUGGGGUCACCUUCAUCCUGGGCUUCGCUGGCUGCGUCGGGGCCUUGAGGGAGAACAUCUGCCUACUCAAGUUUUUCUCCUCCUUGAUCGGCUUCAUCUUCUUCCUGGAGCUGACGGCGGCCGUCCUGGCCUUCGUCUUCCAGGAUACCCUGAGGGAGUGGAUCAGAGAUCUGUUUCUGACCAACAUCAAGGCGUACCGGGAUGACAUCGACCUGCAGAACCUCAUCGACUCGCUGCAGAAGCUGAACCACUGCUGCGGCGCCUCAGGUCCUGACGACUGGAAUGAGAACCUGUACUUCAACUGCGCCAAAGACAACCCCAGCAGGGAGCGCUGUGGAGUGCCCUUCUCCUGCUGCGUGCACGACCCAGCUAAUCCCGUUGUAAACACACAGUGUGGCUAUGGUAUCAGAGACUUCAAAAUGAACCGCAGUCAGUUCAUCAAUGACAGAGGCUGUGUAGCCGCCAUGGAAGCCUGGCUCCCGCGCAACAUCUACAUCAUCGCUGGAGUCUUCAUUGGCAUUUCCCUGCUGCAGAUGGUGGGCAUCUACCUGUCUCGGACGCUGAUUGUCGACAUCGAAAGAGUCAAGUUCAACAUGUGAGGUGGGCGGGGCCUCUGCUGUGGCCCCUCCCCCUCCAGUAACCAAUGGUGGCUCCCUCUGGAGGAAUGACGCAGCAGAGCCACGUGUUACUUUGACCUCCUUGCCAAAUGGACUUCGCCCUACGUGUGUGUGUGUGUGUCCUUCACUCUGUUUCGUGUGACGUUCCUGCUCUCACACCUGCCUGCUGAGGCCCCCAGGUGACCCCCCUCUUCCUUCAUUUGACCCCGACCUCGGGGAUUUGGAGGAUGGCCUUGUCAGAAGGAGCUUCCCCCUGCCAGCUUCCCGCUGGAGAUGCGGCGUCCUUUGGCUUCUUGGCCGCGGGACUCCCUCCCAGUGAGAGCGCCAUCUGUCUGUACCAGGGCAUCUCAGUGACAUCACCUUUGUGGCAUCGCCCCCCCAUGGCUGGCUGUGGGUUAUAGGAGCCUGUUCUGUCCUGGGAUUGGGGCCAGCUCGGGGGGAGGGGAGGGGAGGGGGGGGGUCACACCGCUUGGAUGGCCUGCUUGUUCUGCUUCUACGAUCCCUUGGAAAACUGGCCAGAUCUUUAGAUGUACAAGCAGGAUAGUCAUUCUUGGAACAGCCCUUAUGAGAAAUGUUGCAGGGAGGCCCUUCCCUGCUCCCUGCGUUUGGCCUGUUACUAACCUGCAGCUUAGAGCCAGUGCUGAUGUCAUGCCUUGCCGAUGGGAGUCCCCUGGUGGCAGCAUCUGCACUGCAGGUCCAGGGCAGCUGGAGCAUAAGAGCAGCUCUGACCUCCUAACGCACGCAGGCGAACAGACGCAAAGUGCCUAAUCCUUCCCGCACUAGGAGAAUGUUCCGUGAGUAGGGCAGCAAACCCUUGCUGUCUGGGUAGACAUUUUAUGAAAACCUUUGUAUUUAUCUUCCUUCCCUGUUUUGCUACUGAAAACUGCACAAUUUUUACAUUUUUAUGUGGAUUUAAGCUUUGGAGGGAUAUUUGUACAGCCGUUUUGGUGAAUAAAAUGCUCUCUGUCUUUCCA
This is a messenger RNA of Paramormyrops kingsleyae, 2087 nucleotides long. The record is from RefSeq and is a predicted model, not a curated record. NCBI's taxonomy places the organism in Eukaryota, Metazoa, Chordata, Actinopteri, Osteoglossiformes, Mormyridae.